GAAGGAAAUUCGAUUCGGAUGUUUCAGGACGAGGUCCGGAAGCAGAUGUUCGAGCUGCGAGGUGAGAUAGAUCCGAUGCGGUUGGUGGUUCAGGAGCAGUUGGACAAGCAGGCCAAGUUGGACUACGAGUUGAAGGGAGUGCUGAACACUGUGAACGAAACGGAAGACGUCAGCGAGAAGAUACAGAAGUCGUUGGAGAAGUAUCGGAGGGAAACUUACUACACGAAGCAGAGCUUGGAUGAUUUGCAGGUGCAUCUGCAGCACCAGGAGAAGCUGGUGGUGAUUCAGAAUACAGAGGGGCAUCUCAUCUGGCGGAUUGAUCAGUUUGAAAAGCGAUUCGAGGAGUCGCAGCAGAGCGAGUUUAUGCUGAAAAGUCCGUUGUUUAGCAAUCGACAGUUCGGGUACACUCUGAGGAUGGAAGCGAGUCUCAACGGGAUUGGAACGUGGCGGGGUCGCAACAUGAUCGUCGGGUUGGUCGUGGUCAACGGGUUCUACGACAAUCUGCUGGAGUGGCCGUGCGUUCUGAGUGGGACCAUAACGCUGCGGGAUCAGCCGGAGGUCCGCACCAAGCCUAGGGUGGACUACCGGCGAUCAAUUGUAGCUCGACGAAAGCACCAGAGCAACGACAAGAAUCAGAACAUCCACAUUCCGCAUCAGGUGCUGAGGUCCGAGCACUACAUCCGGGACGACGCCAUUUUCCUGGAGGUUCGGAUCGAUCAAUAGUAGGCCAUGCUUUUUUUGCAUGGGAUCUUUUUGUUUUUAUUUAUGUUCAUAAGUAAAGAGUGUUUGUGAGUUUGUUGAAUUUAGUGUGUAUGUGUAAAUUUGUGUAUGUAUUUUAAAAUUUGGAAUACUUUAACUUGCAAGUUAGAUGUUUUUGUUCUAAAUUUUAAGAGCAAUAGUUUGAUCCUUGUUCGAUAGAUUGUAGGUGGAUUGAUUCUCUAUAUUGGAGAUAGUAGCUGCAUCUUGUGUCACUUGGUGUUUACAUUCAUAUUAAGGUUGUAGAUUUGUCAUAGAGAAAAUAAAGCUUUAGAGUUGUAUAUAAGUGUGGUUAUCGCAAACUUACCUUGGAGAUGCGGAGCGAAUAAAAGUGUCAAACUUAAAUCGAACUA
Aedes aegypti (yellow fever mosquito) is the source of this 1109-nucleotide messenger RNA. RefSeq names its product TNF receptor-associated factor 4 (gene Traf-like). Gene Ontology annotation, molecular function: protein binding. Bases 19 to 723 code for a protein of 234 amino acids. The record is from RefSeq and is a predicted model, not a curated record. NCBI's taxonomy places the organism in Eukaryota, Metazoa, Arthropoda, Insecta, Diptera, Culicidae. The transcript is spliced from 3 exons.